Molecule: messenger RNA, 2255 nt
Organism: Columba livia (rock pigeon)
Lineage: Eukaryota; Metazoa; Chordata; Aves; Columbiformes; Columbidae
Gene: FUS
Product: FUS RNA binding protein
Biological process (GO): regulation of DNA-templated transcription
Cellular component (GO): nucleus
Molecular function (GO): transcription coregulator activity; RNA binding
Source: RefSeq, a predicted model, not a curated record
CCUAAAGUCCCUGUUCUGAUUGGUCACUGACCCUGGAGACCCUGCUCUGAUUGGUCACUGAUGCCCGAGCUCCGCCCCCUCAUUAGCAGAGCCUCAUUAAAGCUGCAGCUGCCACCAGAGGCCAGGGGGAAUCAUUGGGGACCCUGUAGGCGCCCCUAUACUUUGGUCCCCAGCCCUAUAGGGGACACUGGAGGUUCUCUGCACAUCACUCCCCAGCCCUAUAGGGGAUACCCAGCCCUAUAGGAGGCCUUAUGCAUCACUCCCCAGGCCUAUAGGGGCCAGUGGGGCCUCCCAGCGGCGCAGCAGAGCCCGGCAGGGGUCGCUAGAGGGUUCCUAUAGGGCUCCCGCGGCCGCCAUAGGGCUCCUAUAGGUGUUCCAUAGGCUCCUAUAGGUCCCUACGAGCGAGCGGCGGGGUGUCUCCCCGAACCACGUGACCCCAGUGGCUCCGCCCACCUCCCGUAGCCCUUUGAUUCCCCCUCAGCGGACGGAACCAUCGCAGCACCGCGGGGCGGGGGGGAAAAGCGGUUCCCCCCCUCCCCCCCCCCGCCCGGAAGUGGCACGCGCCGGCCGAGGUUAUAAAAGGCGGGCGGGGGCAGCGGGGCCGCAGUCGCCACGUGGACGGGGAAGCGCAGGGGCCGCGAUGGCGUCCAACGAUUACAGCCAGACGGCGACGCAGAGCUACGGCGCGUACCCGGCGCCGCCGGGGCAGGGCUACGGGCAGCAGGGCAGCCAGCCCUACGGGCAGCAGAGCUACGGCGCCUACGGCCAGAGCAGCGACGGCGCCUACGGCCAGAACAGCUACGGCUCCGGCUACGGGCAGAGCCAGAGCGGCUACAACACGCAGUCGGCGCCCCAGGGCUACGGCAGCGGCGGCUACGGCAGCGGGCAGAGCUCGCAGAGCUCCUACGGCCAACCCUCCUCCUACCCCAGCUACUCACAGCCGCCCACGGGGGGGGGCAGCUCCGGAAGCUACGGGAGCAGCUCGCAGAGCUCCAGCUACGGGCAGCCCCCCCCCAGCAGCGGCUACAGCCAGGGGGGGUACAGCGGGGGCCAGGGGGGGUACGGCCAGCAGGGCUACACCCCCAGCAGCAGCUACAGCCAGCAGGGCCAGUACAGCAGCAGCACCUCCAACAGCUACGGGCAGGAGCAGCCGGCGCUGGGCGGCGGGUACCAGGACUCCAGCGGCGGUUACGGGCAGCAGGAGCGGAACCGCGGCCGCGGCGGCUACGGCCGGGGGGGCUACGAGCGGGGGGGCCGCGGCAGCCGGGGCGGCCGCGCAAACAACAUGGGCGGUGGUGAGCGCGGUGGCUUCAAUAAAUUCGGUGGACCUCGGGACCAAGGGCUGCGGCACGAUCCUGGCGAGCAGGAUAACUCGGACAACAACACCAUCUUCGUGCAGGGCCUGGGCGAGAACGUCACCGUCGAGUCGGUGGCCGAUUACUUCAAACAGAUCGGCAUCAUCAAGACCAACAAGAAGACGGGGCAGCCCAUGAUCAACCUGUACACGGACCGCGAGACCGGGAAGCUGAAGGGGGAGGCGACCGUGUCCUUUGACGACCCCCCCUCGGCCAAGGCCGCCAUCGACUGGUUCGACGGCAAGGAGUUCUCCGGGAACCCCAUCAAGGUGUCGUUCGCCACCCGCCGCGCCGACUUCAACCGCGGGGGCGGCCGGGGCGGCCGCGGCAGGGGAGGCCCCAUGGGCCGCGGCGGCUUCGGCGGCUCUGGCUGUGGCUCCGGCCGCGGGGGCUACUCGAGCGGGGGAGGGGGCCAGCAGCGCGCCGGCGACUGGAAGUGCCCCAACCCGGCCUGUGAGAACAUGAACUUCUCGUGGCGCAACGAGUGCAACCAGUGCAAGGCCCCCAAACCCGAGGGGCCCGGCGCCCCACACAUGGGGGGCAAGUACCCCGGGGGGGCGCCCCGCGGAGCCAAUCACAUGGGUGGCGGUGGCGGCUUUGGCGAGGAGCGGCGCGGUGGCCGCGGCGGAUUCGAGCGCGGCGGCUACCGGGGCGGCCGGGGCGGCGAGCGCGGCGGCUUCCGAGGGGGCCGGGGAGGCGACCGCGGCGGCUUCGGACCCGGGAAGAUGGACUCCAGGGGCGACCACCGGCAGGAUCGCCGCGAGCGGCCCUACUGACCCCCCCCCCCGCACCCCCUCACGUUUUUUACUUGGGUCCCCUCUCCCCGGCCCCGCCCCCUGCGGGGUCCCCCCGCUUUUAACCCCCCUCCCCCUCCUGCCCCCAUUAAAGUCUGUGGGACAA